This is a messenger RNA of Sciurus carolinensis (gray squirrel), 2391 nucleotides long. RefSeq names its product transmembrane protein 268 (gene Tmem268). Bases 168 to 1286 code for a protein of 372 amino acids. The record is from RefSeq and is a predicted model, not a curated record. The transcript has 9 exons. Lineage: Eukaryota; Metazoa; Chordata; Mammalia; Rodentia; Sciuridae.
CGGGCCGCGGCGUCGGGAGGCUGCGGCGCGGAGGGGCGCGGCGCCCCCGACCUUCCGCGUCUCCGGGCGGCGGCGGCGGUGACGGGGGCAAGCGAACCUGAGCCGGCUGCUCCAGAAUGAACCGCAGUUCCAGGAAGGGGAAGUAGAAGCCCAGCUGGCUCUCUGCCAUGGCCUGUGAACCACAGAUGGACCCCGGAGGGGCGGCCAGCCCGCUGCCCACCUCCCCUGCCUGGAGCGCCCUGCCGAGGGGGAGCCCUCCUGGGUGGGGACAAGGUUCGGACGGCCAGCGAGCGAUGCCUUUGGUUUUGGCCUCCUCCAAGGUGGCUGUCACUCAGCCAGACGAGGCUUCUGGUCUGUUCCCAGAGCUCCACAACGGCCAGGUCCUCACAGUCCUCCGGAUCGACAAUACCUGUGCACCCUUGGCCUUCGAUCUGGGAGCCGCGGAGGAGCAGCUGCAGACCUGGGGCAUUCAGGUCCCUGCUGACCAGUACAGGAGCCUGGCCGAGAGCGCCCUCUUGGAGCCCCAAGUGAGAAGAUACAUCAUCUACAACUCGAGGCCCAUGCGGCUGGCCUUUGCCGUGGUGUUCUAUGUGGUGGUCUGGGCCAACAUCUACUCCACCAGCCAGAUGUUCGCCCUGGGCAGCCACUGGGCGGGUGUGCUGCUGGUGACCCUGGCUGCCGUGAGCCUGACCCUGACGCUCAUGCUGGUCUUCGAGAGGCAGCAGAGGAAGGCCAACACUAACACAGACCUGAGGCUCACGGCUGCCAAUGGAGCCCUCCUGAGACACCGGGUGCUGCUGGGCGUGACAGACACCGUGGAAGGAUGCCAGAGUGUCAUCCAGCUCUGGUUUGUCUACUUCGACCUGGAGAACUGUGUGCAGUUUUUGUCUGACCAUGUUCAAGAAAUGAAGACUAACCAGGAGUCCUUGCUGAAGAGCAGACUGAGCCAGUUGUGUGUUGUCCUGGAGACGGGGGUGAGCCCCACCAUGGCAGAGGGCCCCGAGAGCUUGGAGGAGGCUCCUCUCCUGCCCAGCAGUCCUCGUCCCCAGGAGAGACCGCUCAUGCAGACUCAGCUCCACCAGCUGGUUCCUGAGGCUGAGCCGGAGGAAAUGGCCCGACAGCUGCUGGCAGUGUUUGGUGGCUACUACAUCCGGCUCUUGGUGACCUCCCAGCUGCCCCAGGGGGUGGGGACACGGCACACAGACUCUCCGAGGAUCCCGUGCCCCUGCCAGCUCAUAGAAGCCCACGUCCUGGGCACAGGGUGUUGCCCAUUCCUGGCCAGGUGACCGAGGGAAGAGGACACUCAUCUUCCACCCAGACUGAGGCGCAGGGGAGGCCUCAGGAGCCCAGGAUGGCCAGUGGCAAGCCCCUGGCGAGCAGGGGAGCAUGGGGCCGCACCCGAGGGUGUCAGUCACACGGACACCAUGCUCGAGCCGGCGCCCUGCACGGAGCGCUCGUCAGCACCCCUGGCUGCGCUGGAGCGCGGUGGCUGGGCGGGUCCUGCCCCGGCCGCAGCUGGAAGGGGGUCCUCAUUCCUCAUUCGGCCGGCAGGGGAAGUCCUGUGUCCGAGCUCGUCUCACCUGGUGCUCUGCUCCCUAGCCCUGUGUGUCCCGUGGGGAACCUGAGGCCCAGAGUGGACCCUGCUCUUCAGACUUUGCCUCUGACCUCUGGGUUUGAAGGCUGCCUCUCCUAGCUGAAGAAAAGGAACUUCUCAGACUCUGCUCCAUUCUUAGGUUUCCUCCCCUGUGUUUACUGAAGCAUAGUGUCGCCUGCUGGCCCUCAGGUCUCAGGACGGAAGAGGGAGAUGAAGGUCAGACGAGCCUCCGAUGGGAAGAGAGGGCCGGCGGGACUGGCUUGACCUGCUCGUCUUGUGGUCCGCGCUGCAGACAGCACGGCUGUGUGUCCCGACACUAACGCUGAAGUGAAGCGAGCUCAGUCACUCGUGAAAUCCUGUGAGGAGUGCGGAGACCCCACGUGUCCUCCUCCCCGCAAUGUCUGAGGACCACUCGCUGCACAGAUGCCAGUCCUUACGUGCUGGCCUGGCAUCUGAGGGCUCCCACCCCCACAGAGCCUUUCAUCCGUUGAGAUUCCUUCCUGGGCUGGCCUGCCCAUUCCUUUCCAGCUUGUGGAUCUCACUCAUGCUUCAAAGCCCAGCUUUCCUGGCCCCUCCUUCAGGAAGAUUCCCAGCACACUCAGCCCUGCCGUCUCCUUUAAAUUCUUGAUACAGUUGCUGCUUGUAUUGACGUUUUAUGUUACUGAUCUAGUUUUCCUGUGUGUAUGCGUGUUUUUUCUAGCUGGAUUGUAAACUUCUCAGGGUCCCAGAUGGCACCUUAUACUUUUUGUGCAUGACUUAGUCCUGCUAAAGGAAAAAAAAAAAAAAAACAAAAAAAA